Homalodisca vitripennis (glassy-winged sharpshooter) is the source of this 5279-nucleotide messenger RNA. Its product is annotated as ankyrin-3-like. NCBI's taxonomy places the organism in Eukaryota, Metazoa, Arthropoda, Insecta, Hemiptera, Cicadellidae. The record is from RefSeq and is a predicted model, not a curated record. Gene Ontology annotation, molecular function: protein binding. Bases 281 to 2203 code for a protein of 640 amino acids. Gene Ontology annotation, cellular component: cytoplasm. The transcript is spliced from 2 exons.
UUAGUGUUGAGUGAUAACAGUGUAAAACAAAAGGGAAAACAUACUUGUUCAUGUGGUCUAUUUAAUUUAUUAUGUUGCAGGUCCUACGAAUUUUAAAUUUUUCAAAUGCAUAUUCCAAUUUCAUGGUUCCAAUGUGUUAUUUAUUGUACAAGAUUAUUUUGUAUCUGAUUAUUCAAUACUAAAAGUGUACGUGAAUACCGGCAAUCUAACCUGCCAAAAGACUUGAUAGUACGAACAAUUCAGAUUAAUUCUUGAGAACAUUUAUUUUGAUUCGUCGACAAUGGCAUCAUCUAGGUGGUGCAGUCAACCAGUUCAUAAAGCCAUGUUGUCAGGUGAUGUGGCAUUGCUGCAAAGUGUAUCAGAAAAAUACUCAAUAGACUUUCUAAUAGCAACAAAAACAAUGUACCUUCUGAGCGGCUAUGCCAAACAAAACUACCAUAUUACUCCUCUCCAAGCGUCUGUAAUGACGGGUAACUAUGAACUGUGCAAACGGCUCAUCUUUGAAGGUGCAGAGUUUAUAUCUCUAUCCUUCCACAUGAUGCACCCCUUGAACAUUGCUCUGGACUUUGGAAAAUUCCAAAUUGCCAAACUUUUGAUCACUUCUGGAGCUGAUGUUUCAUUAAACCAGCACGGGUUCUAUCCGAUGUACUACGCAAUCAAACAUCUGACUCCUGAUUACAUUGUAGAGGCAAUACUCAAAGCAGGAUUCUCACCUGACACUGCAGUUGAGAAUGUGUAUAAUUCCACAGCCCUGCAUAGAGCUGUGACAUCCAACAAUGAACCUGUAGUCAAGUUACUGUUGAAGUACAAAGCUAACUGUGACAUCACAGAUUCAUGUGAUGGAUAUACAGCUAUGCAUAUUGCUGUGAAACAAAGGCUCCCAGCAAUGGUGGACCUCUUGGCUGAAUACGGUGCUCAGAUGAAUGUAGAAUGUAAGGAAGGUUAUACUCCCCUGUUUUAUGCAAUAGGUGUUAAUGAACUGAACUGUUUGCAAGCACUCUUGAGACAUGGUGCGGACAUUCACCAUUUGUCCUCCAUCAAACAGUGUUAUCCUCUAAAUUUUGCAGUGUACCUUGGCAGAAAAGAAUUGACAGAAGCGUUAUUGAAACAAGGAGCAGAUGUGAAGAAGGUUGCUCUCGGGUCUGGGAACUCGUCUCUUCACAGUGCCGCAAUAUCUCAUCGUGGCAAAAUGUCGGAAGACACAAUGGAAAGUCUGUUAGGUAUUGUCCAGUGUUUGAUUGAAGUAGGAGCUGAAAUAGACCUUGUUAAUAAACACGGAUAUACACCCAUGCAACUUGCCAUCAAGGAGGAGAACUUCAGAAUUGUUAAACUCCUAGUCAAAGAAGGUUCAUCAGUCAACCAAAGACUGGAUCACGGAACUAAUUUCCACUUUGUUUCAAAACUUGCAAGCAAAGAAGUGGUUAAAGUAUUCUUGAAACAUGGUGCAGACUAUUGUGCCUUUGACAAAAAUGGAGUGACACCUUACCACUUAUCUGUAUUGAAUAAAGAUACAACUGUGAUCAAAUUGUUUUGGAAUCACUUCUGCCCCUGGGACCUGCCAUUGCCAGAUGAAUCUCGCAGACCGUUGUGUCUCCCUGAGAUUAAGAAAGCUAUUGAAAAUCAGGAAAGUUUCAUCUCGGGAAUUUUGAAUAACGAUAUAGAAAUAAUGGGUUCAGCUUUGGAAGAUGAGGCAGAAGUAAGAGGAUGCAGCAUGAAAUUGCCUUAUCCUCUGCAUUUUGUAGCUGCAAAAGGUUUUGACUCAGCUGCACAUAUGCUGUUGUGCAAAGGUUUUCCUGCAAACCGUUUGAAUGAUAAAGGGGAAACACCAUUACACUUGGCAGCAAGUGAGGGCAGUUACCAAGUUUGUAUCUACUUGUUGAUGUACGGUGCUAUGUACAAUCCUGCUUCCAAGUUCACUGGCAAUACGCCCAUGGAUCUUGCUGUGAAGAAUAACCAUUUUUCUGUUAACAAUAUUCUUGGAGAAAUUGAUAAACUCUUUUGCUGCAACAACGAGAAGACAAUUCUGAACAAGAUAAAACGAAGAGAUAUUAAAAACCAAGAGAACUUUCACUCUUUACUAGCCUUGAUCAAUUGUGUUGACAGAAAGGGGAAUACAUUAAUGGGUAAAGCAUUACAUAAGGGAUUUUAUGAAUUGGCUAAGUGUAUAAUGUAUAUUCGACUCCAAAUGCCAGAAGAAUUUUAGACAUCUAUAAAAUUACUGUUUAAACAAUUACACUUAUUUGAACAUAAAUAAACAUCUAAUACAUACUGUAAAGUAUAAUUAAAAUGGUAAAUAGUUAUUUAAUUUUAUGUUAAUUUUUUUAACAUAAAUAAUAUCGACAAUGUUAAUAAGACAUCUUAUGCAGUAAUCCAUUGAAAUUUCUUGUAAAUAUUAUGAGCCUCACUAUGUACAUUGUGUAUAGAUUGGUAAUGUUUUAUUGUGAAAUUGUGACAAAUAUAGUUAUUAGUGUAUUAUAUUUAACUAUAUAUAUUAUAAAAGUUACAUGUAUGGCCUAAAAUGUUGUGUACUGUAAAUAAAUGUAUAUUUCAAUAUGACAUAAAUAGCAACUUACUUUUACACUAUAGACGAGAGAUAUAUUUCAGAUGUGGCACCAGCCAUACAAAUGUUAUAACUGAUAAUACAGGGUAACAAAAUGUAUGUAAUUUAUUCAAUGCUAGUUAGUAGUGCAACCAAUCACCAUUCAAAAUAAAAUAAACCUCGUUCCAUUUAUUCUACUUAGAGCUUGUCAGAGUACUGAGGUCUGUGAUAUUUAAACUCAAUAGUAUGUAUAAGUUUAGUUCAUAGUUAAUUCUAAAAAUAUUGAAACAGUAUUAACAACAUUUUAAAAUCUAAAAUAAUUCUCGAGUGAUUAAAAAAAUAUAGAUAUUACAUUUAUUUUAAAAUGUAAUCAAUUCAAAAUUGUAGACAGGGUGAAAAAAUGUACUAAAGAAAACAGACCCAAUGAUCUACUUGUAUAUAUUCAGAAUGGGUUAUACACUACAAUAGAUCCAAAAUGGAACUUAGAGCUGAAUUAAUGUUGAAUAAAACCCAAUGUGAAACAGUGCUAACACUCCACUUCAAAUCAUUUUGAUAAUGUUUUUAAACUUGCAUUUUUGCUUCAUAAGUUUAACUAAAUAAGAACUUCAUUAUUUAAUAAACUGUUUUCCUUCAAGUGUAUGGAAGUUGAAUUUAUGUUACUACAUCUAUCAAGAAAAAUUUAACAUAAAAAAUUGUUCAGAAACUAGUGGUUGAUCACCAAUGUACCAUUGAACAGAAUACUUGAGUUAAUUUACUUGCAGAUUAAUCCACCACAUUGAUUAGUUCUUAUCUUUAUUUAUAUUUCCAGUAUUAAUUAAUACAACUGUGGUUUGACAAGUAACUUUGUUGUAUGAUAUUGAGAAAAGAAUUGAACUUUUCUUGCACUUCUUGAUCGUUUAUCGAACAUUUGCUUAUUGCCUGGUGUUGUUUCAAUAAUUCAUUGUAUUCUUUUGAAAAUUAGAAAGUAAACAUGGCAUUAUAUAAAGUUUAUUGUAUUAUUGUAAUACACCUGGGUACAUGAAUAACAGCCAUGUAUUGACAAUAUGAUACCACCUGGUUUGGUUGUGUAUUGGCCACUUGAUGCAUCCUUGGCACGUCAGUACUAGCCAUGUGUUGGCCAGGUGAUGUUAUCUCUGAUCAUCAGUACUAGCUGUGUAUUGGCCACUUGAUGCAUCCUGAGCACAUCAGUACUAGCCAUGUGUUGGCCAGGUGAUGUUAUCUCUGAUCAUCAGUACUAGCUGUGUAUUGGCCACCUGAUGCAUCUUGGGCACAUCAGUACUAGCCAUGUGUUGGCCAGGUGAUGUUAUCUCUGAUCAUCAGUACUAGCUGUGUAUUGGCCACUUGAUGCAUCUUGGGCACAUCAGUACUAGCCAUGUGUUGGCCAGGUGAUGUUAUCUCUGAUCAUCAGUACUAGCUGUGUAUUGUCCACUUGAUGCAUCUUGGGCACAUCAGUACUAGCCAUGUGUUGGCCAGGUGAUGUUAUCUCUGAUCAUCAGUACUAGCUGUGUAUUGUCCACUUGAUGUCACCAAGACGUUAUUGGUUUUGUUACUUUAAAACCAGUUAUUUUUCAAGGCAAUAUUGAUUUUGAUAUCAUUUUAAUAGGUAUUUCGUUUAAUACAUUUGGAAUAAACUCAACUAUUUCAUCAUAAUCAUAAAUAUGCCACUUGAAAUAUGUAGUUUCUGAUUACUCGUAUAGAUGAGUUACAAAGUCUACAGUGUUUACUCUAGCGGUAUAUACCUUGACUCUUAUAGAGCAUAAUUUUGUGCAUUUCUUGUAUAUUAUAAUAAAAUGUCCUUUUUUAAUAGACAAAACUUUUAAGGUUAAAUACUUUAAAAAUAGGUUACUUCUUAAAUAAAUAAUGAGAUUCAUUUGAGUUAUGACUAAAUCAAUAGUUCCUUCGUCGUAUGCAUUGAAUAAUAUGUAUACUUUUUGUUGGUAUCUCCUUGUUUAAAAGCCAAAUUCAGGUUAUUAGAAAAUACUUAUUAAAUAAUUUAGAGUUUGCUCUACUAUGUCUUUGAAAACAAACCACAGUGCCUUUUGGACUUUGUAAAGUAUUAAAAGUUAAAUCCACUGUAAAGUAUUAAAUAAGAUUUAAUGUGACAAAAGUAAAUAAAUAAUGUUAAUUAGUGACUGAGUAAUAAAUACAUUUAUAUUUUAUCAACCAUAACUAUAUUUUAUUUACCAAUAACUGAAUAAAAGUGAUUGUAAAAUAAUAAUCUUUACUUAAAAAAUACAUAUAAGGCCUAAUUAUAAUAAUGUUCAUAUUUGUAAAGGUCAUAUUACACCUUUUUAAGUGUAUUAAUAUUAAUGGUUCUUCUGUAAGUUAUGUGAUAAAGUGUGAUGAAUGAUUAGAUAUAUGAUAUAUUUUGUUUAGAUUUAAAUAUUGAUGUAGUCCAUACAAAUUAAAAUAAAAAACAACAUGUCACAGAGUGAAAAUUGAAAGAAAGUAAAAAUAUAUUUAGGAAAUUAACGUAACCAAAAUUGGUUUGAAUUUGAAUAAGUUAUACCUUGCCUUACAACUGAAUUAGUGAAUGCAUUUAUAUAAGAAAUUUGUAAGUAUACUCAGUCAUUUAUUCAUAGUUAGUAAUAGUAUGAUUUAUUUUAUAAGUAACUAAUGACAAAUAAGUUAUUUUAUAAUUAUUGCUAUAAGCGUUUUACAGUUACUAAGGCUACCCACCGUGUUUCAUGUUAAUGUUUCUUACUUUUAUAUUGUUAUUAAUAAAAUCUAAUUUGAAAAA